Rotaria sp. Silwood2 is the source of this 2195-nucleotide messenger RNA. Lineage: Eukaryota; Metazoa; Rotifera; Eurotatoria; Philodinida; Philodinidae. The record is from the annotation of a GenBank genome assembly.
CCAUGCACCUCCUGCUUACCGGGCAGACGUAUUAACCACUGUACUAGAAAGGGUAUCUAUUCUCCGUCUUACGAUUGUAUGGGAACAAUACGAUCGUAACACCCAUAUAUAGAUGACAUCAUAUUCCGAAAAAAAAUAAGGAUUGGGUUGUUUUGCUCGUGAAAAAUAAGUUUGAAUUUGACUGUGGAAUACAGUCAGCAAUAUUUGUCGGAAUACGAAAGUAACAAAAGUGUAAAUUAAAAAUAGCUUCUAUGAGUUUUGUUCUCAAAAUAUUCGUAAAAGAGAAACUUAACUAUACAUGUCGAAGGUCUGAAACUGCAUAAUAUUUACUGAUCGUUUUCAAUCUUUCUCAGCGCAUUUUCAUGAGCUAAUAACUAUAUCUUUGGAAAUUUUUUUAAGGAAGAGGAAACUUUAAGCAUCUACUCAAGGUUCUCCCGUUCUUACGGAUUGUAGCUCUUCAAAUCAGCUUCAUAAUAAACAAGUCAUAUGUUUCAAAGAAUUUGACUAAAUCUAAAUCUGUAUCGUUGUCCAUAGCAAGAUUUACUAUUUCUAGGCUCGAUUUAAAACUAUGCUACUACUAGACCAGGCAUCGAACUAAUAGAAAAUGUGUAGGAUUAGAUUCAACGUAUUUCGAUGACAGCAACAACAACAGCGCAACAUACAUGAUUGAAUAUAAAAAUGAGCUUGGUCACAACAUCAUAGCAUGCAAGCAAGAUUACGUUUUUCAUUACUUUUUCAUUACCUGUUUAUUUAUGUACAAACUUCAAUGUAAUUUGGUUUUUAUGCAUAAAUAACCAAACAAUGUUGUGUCAAUUCAUCAACAUGAAGCCUCGACUAUAGAAUACCAUAAAAUGUCGAUUGCAUGGAUGUGUUUCUUUCUUUCUUUCUUUCUCCUCACCUGUACGAUACCUUUACAAACAUGUUUACCGACAGUGAGAAUGUUGCAAUCAACUACGUAUUUCAUAGAUAUUAAUUGUCAAUAACUUUUAAUGAGAGAUUCCUUCAUGAAUAUGUUGAUUGCAACCAUAGUUCUGAUGGAGAACGAACCGCGUAUCUUUGCCAGGCAUCUCACAUGAUUCAGAUAGAAAUGAGAAGUGAUAGAAUGAGUAUCGAAUGACCAUCAGAACGUGAUAUAUUCUACCUAACACGGCUAAAAUUACUUGAGGGUACAGGUGUGGAUGGAGAUGCAAAAAAAGACGCUCACCCAGACCCACGUUGAUUUGUGACUGUUCUCUUUAGUUUCUGAAAGUUAAACCAUCAAAAAUUGAGCCAUGCCAGUCAGCGUCAACUUCAUCAACAAGCUCGAGGAACCUAUUCGUCUUGUCGCUACAAGAAAUGAUACGCCACCCGAGCACAUAGCAACCAUUCUACCUGGGUAAGCGAACGAGAAAAUGAUAAAUUGACCAAUUUUUUUCCUAGUGGCUCUCACCAAUAUCAUAUCCCAGACAAAUGGUCAGGAAAUUUUCGUCACAAUGGUGGCAGUGGAGGAGUGACAUUAUUCGAAAUAUCGGUGAAGGCCAACGAUCACAAUGUUUACUAUGAUUUGAGUGUUAUUGAUGGUUUCAAUGUACCGAUGAAGCUAAUCGCUCCUGACGGGUCAGUGUUUUUUCUUACGUCGAGUAGUAUACAUAAUACUCCAUCCACUUUUUAGAACGCGGCUUGAAGCAUUACAUAACAAGGCUGCAGAUGCUUAUUUGUUUCCCACUGAUGAUACGAAAACACAUGGUGGACCUGAAGGUAAUUUUACCAUUGUUUUCGAAUAUAACACUGCAAAUGCUGAAACAUGCAAGCCAGGCAUCACUCAGAGAGCUAUUGCACUUCGCUCGAAUGCCAACGGCAAGUUUAUAUGUGCCGACAAUGCUGGAAAUAGUCCUUUAAUUGCUAAUCGUGAUGCUCCAUCUACUUGGGAAACGUUCGAUCUUAUCACCCUAAAUGGAGAUAAUGUUGCUCUCAAGUCACAUGCCAAUGGACAAUAUGUUUGCGCUGAAAAUGCAGGAAACAGUUCUUUGAUAGCCAAUCGCACUUCAAUUAGUUCUUGGGAAACUUUUCGAAUCGUUGAUCGUGGUAAUGGAAAGGUAGCUUUUAUUGCAGUCAAUGGAAAAUACGUCUGUGCUGACAACUUCGGAAAUAGUGAAUUAAUUGCUAAUCGAACUACCAUCGACAGCUGGGAGACUUUUGACUUAGUUCAGCAGUGA